This is a messenger RNA of Ictalurus furcatus (blue catfish), 2684 nucleotides long. It is a transcript of the gene pck2, whose product is annotated as phosphoenolpyruvate carboxykinase 2 (mitochondrial). NCBI's taxonomy places the organism in Eukaryota, Metazoa, Chordata, Actinopteri, Siluriformes, Ictaluridae. Gene Ontology annotation, cellular component: cytosol; mitochondrion. The record is from RefSeq and is a predicted model, not a curated record. The coding region runs from base 355 to 2262 and encodes 635 amino acids. The transcript is spliced from 10 exons. Gene Ontology annotation, biological process: cellular response to dexamethasone stimulus; gluconeogenesis; cellular response to insulin stimulus. Gene Ontology annotation, molecular function: manganese ion binding; phosphoenolpyruvate carboxykinase (GTP) activity; GTP binding.
UUGAAACCAGAUGAUCAGAUCUUCCACCUAGCUCCUGGAUAUCUGCUUGAAGUGCGCGCGUGCGACCUCCUCGUCCAGUAAGCUGUGUGAAGCGAGAUGCGCGAGCUUGUGAACUUUUCUCCGAGACGUGAACGCACGUUAGUUAGUGGACGUGGCCAGUCCAUCAGACCCAACGUGAUUUCACGUCUCGUAGCCUACGUGUGGGAUUGCAGGAGGCGUGCAGAGUGCAAGGUUCUCUAACCGUUUGGACUCGGGACAGGACACUUAUAUACGAGCCACGCGCUCGGGAUCCACAGCGCGAGCGUUCAUCUCGGGAACGGGUUCAUCUGCUGGGAGGACUUCUACACUCCGAUCAUGUCGUGUCUGUUACUAGGGAGGCUGAAAAGGUGGGAUGUUUUGGGUGCUGCGGUCGGGGUGCGCUCGCUGGCCACCGUCCCCUCUCUCCCUAAAGCUGUGGCUGAGUUCGUCUCCGAUGCUGUGGCUGAAUGCAAACCCGCCAAAGUGCAUGUGGUGACUGGUACGUCUGAGGAGACCGCCGGCAUUCUGGCUGGCUUGGAAAAAGAAGGCAUGGUUAAAAAAUUGCCCAAGUAUCAGAACUGCUGGCUGGCUCGUACAGACCCUAAAGAUGUGGCACGUGUGGAGAGUAAGACGGUGAUCGUCACUAAGCAGCAGAGAGACACCGUUCCUAUUCCCAGCAAUGGCGUGAAGAGUCAACUCGGCAGCUGGAUGAGCGAAAACGACUUCCAGAAAGCCAGAGAGGACCGAUUCCCUGCCAGCAUGUCGGGUCGGACGAUGUACGUGAUCCCGUUCAGCAUGGGUCCAGUGAAUUCCUCUCUAGCUAAGUUUGGCGUUCAGGUGACGGAUUCUCCGUACGUGGUGGCCAGCAUGGGAAUAAUGACCCGCAUGGGCAAGCCUGUCCUGGAGAAACUCGGAGAGGGUGCCGAGUUCGUACGCUGCCAGCACUCGUUGGGCCGACCUCUGCCGCUUAAAGCUCCUUUGAUAAACCAGUGGCCUUGUAAUCCAGACAAGGUGCUGAUCUCACAUCUCCCGGAUAGCAGGCAGAUCCUCUCUUUUGGAAGUGGUUAUGGUGGGAAUUCACUCCUGGGAAAGAAGUGUUUUGCGCUCCGUAUUGCAUCUCGCAUUGCCAAAGAUGAAGGCUGGCUAGCUGAACAUAUGCUGAUUCUGGGAAUCACAAAUCCUCAGGGUGUGAAGCGAUACAUUGCAGCAGCUUUCCCAAGCGCUUGUGGGAAAACCAACCUGGCCAUGAUGAAACCAACGCUGCCUGGUUGGAAGGUGGAAUGUGUGGGUGACGAUAUUGCCUGGAUGAAGUUUGACAGUCAGGGUAAACUCAGAGCCAUUAACCCAGAAAACGGGUUCUUCGGUGUGGCCCCUGGUACCUCUCUGAAGACAAACCCUUAUGCCAUGGAAACCAUUGCGAAGAACACGAUAUUCACAAACGUGGGUGAGACGAGUGACGGUGGCUUUUGGUGGGAAGGUCUGGAACCGCCGGCACCUGGCGUCUCACUGACCGACUGGCAUGGAAAUUUAUGGAAGCCUGGUGACUCGAAACCGUGUGCCCACCCGAACUCGAGGUUCUGUACCCCUGCGGCCCAGUGUCCCAUCAUGGACCCCAUGUGGGAGAGCGAUGAAGGAGUACCAAUUGACGCCAUCAUAUUUGGAGGCCGGAGACCAGAAGGAGUGCCCCUGGUGUAUGAAUCAUUUAACUGGAGACAUGGAGUGUUUGUUGGUGCUGCCAUGAGAUCGGAAUCUACAGCAGCUGCAGAACACAAAGGCAAAGUCGUCAUGCACGACCCCUUCGCUAUGCGUCCGUUCUUCGGCUACAACUUUGGCGACUACCUGAGCCACUGGCUGAGCAUGGAGACGAGAAAGGCGCCCACGCAACUCCCCAAGAUCUUCCACGUCAACUGGUUCCGGAAAGAUCCGCAGACCAACUCCUUUCUGUGGCCCGGAUUUGGAGAGAAUUCCAGAGUGCUCGAAUGGAUCUUCAGCCGCUGUGGACGCACCAGCGAAGAUGAGGCAGCCAGAAAGAGCAUGAUAGGAUGGUUGCCCCAAGAGGGCGCCAUCAACACAAAAGGCCUGGGCCAGAAAGUCAACAUGGAGGCGCUCUUUGACCUUCCUAAACCAUUCUGGCAAAAAGAAGCCCAAGAGAUAAGAGCCUAUUUUACGCAGCAGGUGGGCGCUGAUCUACCUGAGCAGCUAGAGGCGGAGCUAAGGGCACUCGAGAAGAGAGUUAGGGAUUGAACGAAAAAGGACAUGAUGUUUUAAAAUACACUACUUUUAAAUGUUUGCUGUAUUGUGCAAGGCGGUUUGAGCAUGAGUUCGGGAAGUAACCAAUCGUUUAAGCUACAAUCUUCAGUCCUGUAGUAAUAAUGAUGAUAAUAAUAAUAAUAAUAAUAAUAAUAAUAAUAAAAAAAUACACCAGCCACAUAAAGCUAAGACUUAGUGACUGUAACUGAAUGCCAUUGUCUUGAUGGACUACAAAACAAAAAAAUAUAUCAUCUGGAGGUUUACUCUAGUCUGUCUUAUCUUUGUACGUUCUCACAAAUGUACACGCAAUGGCCUCUAAAAGACAUCGGACCAAAAAUGGUUAGGAGAGUUAUGAAACUGUUGUUAAUGUAUUUGCUUGACCUAUAUGAAUAAAACACUGAAAAUCUCUUUUAUCA